Molecule: messenger RNA, 881 nt
Organism: Drosophila persimilis
Lineage: Eukaryota; Metazoa; Arthropoda; Insecta; Diptera; Drosophilidae
Exons: 2
Coding region: 239-724 (161 amino acids)
Biological process (GO): sleep; regulation of synaptic transmission, cholinergic; positive regulation of voltage-gated potassium channel activity
Source: RefSeq, a predicted model, not a curated record
UUCAUGCAUACCCAGUAUGUUAUUUCAUUUCACUUCAAUUGUAAUGCUGCAGAGCACUCGGUGAUAUGAGAACGCCCUCCAAAAAAAAUAAAACUUUUGUCGGUUGAGAUUAAUUUUAGUUGAUCAGCGACUGCUCCAGAAGGUUCUCUUCGGGCCCUCGAAGCGCAAAGCUUGUAUCGGAAACGCAAGCGCAAACGACUUCGGAAGCAGAGUUACUCGUAUUCUAUCCCCGGAAAUAAUGGGCAUCGGAACCAAGCUCUGGCCGACUGUGGGAGCAGUGGUUUUCCUAAUCGGAAGCGUGGCAGUCGGCGAGAUUCUCAAGUGCUACCAGUGCAACGAGGCGGACCAGACGUGCGGCGGCCCGCAAAAGCCCCUCGGACACAUUGGAGAGUGCCCCCACUCAACCAUGUGCACGAAAACCGUAUUAACCAUGAGCCUACUGGAGGGAAACCAGUGGAUCAAGACGAUGCGGGGAUGUGCCCAGCAACUGAGCACCACACACGUCUUCGUCAACAAGUCGUGGGAGGAGAAGUCCGUCGUGGAGGAGCCGUACGAAGAGGGCUGCAUCGAGGAGAAGGUGAACUUCAGGAACACCGUUCUGCUCUGCCACUGCCGCGGACACUUGUGCAACGCAUCGAGCAGUCCCGCGCUUGACGGCCGAAUGCUGCCGCUGAUCCUCAUAGGCUUCAUCUGGUACUGGAGCUAUAGGAAAUUACACAUGUGAUCGCCUACUAGUCGGGGGCACUUUUUGGGAGUGCCCGUGUUGAUACUUCCUGCUCUCUAAGCCGACUCAAAUUGUUUGAAAUUAGUUUUAAGCAGAUUAAAGAUUUAUGUGCGACACUUUCCGGAGGAGAGAUGCCUCGUCAAUGAAAUAAAACACA